Messenger RNA from Nymphaea colorata (pocket water lily), 1673 nucleotides. RefSeq lists its product as uncharacterized. The coding region runs from base 99 to 1388 and encodes 429 amino acids. Gene Ontology annotation, biological process: mRNA catabolic process; negative regulation of translation. NCBI's taxonomy places the organism in Eukaryota, Viridiplantae, Streptophyta, Magnoliopsida, Nymphaeales, Nymphaeaceae. Gene Ontology annotation, cellular component: CCR4-NOT complex. The record is from RefSeq and is a predicted model, not a curated record. The transcript is spliced from 12 exons.
UUCUUAUAACGAUUGGGUGGGAGGAGGGCGCGGAGAAAUACUUGCUUUUUUCCGAGUGACCGGAAAGCUGCCGGAGGCGGAACGAAGUUGGGGCAGCGAUGAUCGGAGUUCGCGAUUCGAAGGCGUUGCUGUCUCUGCUGGCAGGGGUGGAGCGUCCUUUCCGCGACGUGGCGGCGGAUUUUGGUUCCGUGUUCUCGCCGGAGAGCCGUUUUCAUGUCUGCUGCAGCCUCGCCAUACUCCUUGAGGAUAAAAAGAUGUUGAAGACUGCAGAGCGUUUGGUUGCAUUUGUAAUUCUCCAGCAAGCUUAUGCUGGACAACCACCCAGUUCAAAUCCUUUCUUGUCCACUCUCAUCAGCAUUGCAGGUAGUGAUUCUGCUGAAAAAGCUGAGAGGGCUUUCAUCUUGAAGUUGCUUGGGCCUGAAUGUGUGGAGAUCCUUAAACAGUCAGCUGUGGAUUUUAUUAAAGGAUUUGACCCCUUGUCUCAUGUCUACCUGCAGCAGGAACAGUUGCAAAGACAAUAUUCUGUUGAUUCUUCUCUGGAACCAUAUACAUCAUUGUUCAAAUCUUCUGCUGUUAAAAAUGUAAUAUCAGACCCUGAAAUCCCACGAGGAUGUGAUGCAGAUUCAUCAGAGUUUGAGUUGUCGAAUGGUGAAGCUAAACAAAAGGUUGGUUCUGGGACUAGGGACAUGGCUGUUACCGGCCUAUUGCAGAAUUUAUCACUGGAAGGAUUAUCUGCUCCAUGGUUCAGGCCCCGGCCGCCAAGGCUUCCUAUACUUGAUGGAGAGCUUGCUUGGUUAAACCCUGAGAACAACCAUGAGCUGCUGUGGGAUAAAGAUAUGUGUGCUGAUACUAGUCAGGGUCUUGUUGUGAGGGAUCUAAUGGCAAAGGCCCUUAAGGGAGCACUUUCCCCUACUCAGCAUGAGCAAUUGGUGAUGGAGCUCGCAAACAAUCCAAAGCUUGUAUACCACUGUGGUUUAAGCCCUCGAAAGUUACCUGAUCUUGUGGAAAACAAUCCCCUUAUCACAGUCGAAGUCCUCAGGAAGAUGAUGAACUCCCCUGAAAUUUCAGAAUACUUUCGGGUUCUUGUGACUAUGGACAUGAGCCUUCAUUCUAUGGAGGUUGUGAACAGACUUACUACGGCAGUUGAUCUCCCAACAGAUUUUUUACAGGCCUAUAUAUCAAACUGUAUACAAUCGUGUGAAAACAUUAAGGAUAAAUAUAUGCAAAACAGAUUAGUCAGACUGGUAUGUGUCUUCCUGCAGAGCCUCAUCCGGAACAGAAUAAUUAAUGUGAACGAUCUUCUCAUUGAAGUUCAAGCUUUCUGCAUCGAGUUUUCACGGAUUAGGGAAGCAGCAGGACUUUUCAGAUUACUGAAGUCCAUGGAAUGAAUGCCUCCUCCACGUUUUCUCUUGUCUAGUGCAGUAGAUAACCAUGUCCUUAAAAUCGUUUGGAUAUAGAUGGCAUCUACAUUUUCUGUUGCCUCUUUAAUUUUUAUUGAUCUCAUUUUAUCAUUUCUUGAUGUAUAUGGACUUGAACAAAAAAAAAUCACUAAAGGACAUCUCUUCUGAAGAUGUCUGAGUCUGAUCUAGUUAGGUUGUAAAAAAACUGGCAGCAUCAAAGAUUAUGUUAUCAAAAAACAUUCGGCGUAAUUGUUUAAAGGAAGUUCUGUACUA